Messenger RNA from Paraphaeosphaeria sporulosa, 2188 nucleotides. RefSeq names its product HET-domain-containing protein. The record is from RefSeq and is a predicted model, not a curated record. The transcript has a single exon. Lineage: Eukaryota; Fungi; Ascomycota; Dothideomycetes; Pleosporales; Didymosphaeriaceae. Bases 127 to 1917 code for a protein of 596 amino acids.
GCACUUAUAAGGUAAAAGGAGCCUUCCGAAUCCUCAAGAAGGUUGUCGUACGAAUUCUACUGUUUUUAUACUCCCUUUCUGCUGAAUCUCCGAAUUGUAGUAUCGUGUCUCCCGCCCCAGGAUAAGAUGAGGCUUCUCAACGCCUUCACCCUCGAGCUCGAGGUGUUUCCUGAUCCCAUUCCAGAGAGUAUUCCCUACGCUAUCUUGUCGCACACCUGGGCUGACGAAGAAGUGACUUUCGACUGUAUGAAAGAUAUUUCGACUGCGCAAACACGUGUUGGAUAUGCUAAGAUCCUCUCGGCUUGCUUAAAGACACAAGACCAUGGUCUUGAGUAUAUCUGGAUAGACACUUGCUGCAUCGACAAAUCUUCUAGCGCCGAGCUGUCCGAAUGUAUCAAUUCAAUGUUCCGCUGGUAUAAGAAUGCUACUGUUUGCUUUGCAUUCCUCUUCGAUCUGCCAGCCAGCGACAACAGUGUGGAGUUAUCAGUUCUGCAGAAAUGCAGAUGGUGGACCAGGGGCUGGACUUUGCAAGAGCUCGUUGCGCCGACCAAUCUCGUAUUCGUCGAUGAGAGCUGGAAUUUCGUAGGGACCAAGUCUGAUCUUGCAGUCAUGAUCGAGUCGAUUACUGGAAUCAGUCGAUGGGUAUUGGACGGCCAAAAAUCACUCUCGUCCAUAUCCCUGGCGAAACGCAUGUCAUGGGCAGCUGCGCGAGAGACUACGCGUGUCGAAGAUAAGGCAUAUUGCCUCUUAGGCAUCUUUGAUGUCAACAUACCCAUGAUCUACGGCGAAGAACUAAAGGCGUUCAUCCGGUUGCAAGAAGCGAUUCUAUCCAAAACCACAGACCUCUCCAUCUUUGCGUGGAAGGCUAGAGAUGAUUCAAAGAAGCAUCGAGGCAUUCUUGCGGAAUCUCCAGCCGAAUUUCUUCACUGCGGAUUUGUCGAGCUAAGUGAUGACCAAUUCCGGUUUCGGGACGAAAUAAAUCUAACCAACCGUGGAGUGAAGAUUCGGACGCCUGUCAAGUUCGAGUCUAAUGGCAAAUAUAUUAUGGACUUGCAUUGCUAUGAUGAGAGUUUAUCAACUGGUCCAUCGCAACGAUUGGGCAUCUAUCUGCAACGAGCCCUGGACACUUACUUUCGAUACCUGCCGCACGAAACUGCUCUGGGAGGGAUGGUUCCAUCAGUGCGGGUUCUUCGUCCUCUUUUCCUUGCAUCAACUGCAGAUGAGGAAAUCGGGGACUCUCUGGCGAAGGAGAAGGACUGCAGAAAGAUCAUCUUCGAGUUUCCCUCAACCACGCAGAAUUACAUGCUACACGACUUCAGAGCCGUUCCUGAAACUUACUGGAAUAUGCAUGAGCGGUACUUCUCCAUAGGCGCACUUUCAAACUUUGACGGCUUUGUCCGUUUUUCUAUCACAUCGAGGGCUUCGUCGCAGUGGGGAACAACCACUGAGCAAACUACGGGGUUCCUCGUGGUUUGCGAUUUGACCAGCGGACCGGACUUCCGCCUCAGUCUUUAUGCUCAGACAGGUCUCCAGAGCAGUUCAAAGCCGCCCGAAUUCAUCGAUCCAUUCAACGAGAUUGACCAAUAUGGUCCUUUGGGGGACGCUUUCAGUCUCUCUGUGCUGCGGCCAGGGGAGAGAGAGGAUCGAGCCGUCUCGAUCAUUCAUAGAGACUACCGUCACAACUACACGGUUUUGGCGCACGUCUCUACAACUCUGUCUCCUUCAAUAAAAGUCAGAAUCGAGGUUUCUUCAUCGCCAGAGGAUGCGAGUUUCAAUCGAGGUCCGAGGUUUGGUGUGCCUGAGCCACCAAAGAGGGAUGAUCCACGGAUUCAUUACGGACGAAGCACCUCUUCAGCAUCUGCAUCUGCAUCUGCAUCUGCAUCUGCAUCAUCAGCUUCUGGAGCACCUUGGUAUUAAUUUGAGGGGUCUUGCCAAAACCUGUGCGUGCAUGGUGCGACCUGCUGUAUCUUAGGAGAAUCUUAAUGCUACAGUGGUAACACUAGGCUCGGUAUUACCGGAACAAGCCAACAGCUCCGGCUUGGCCUGAUGGAGUUGUUUGGUGUUGAGGCUUGGCUUGAUAGGCUUAGUUGGAGUUGAGGCUUGGUCGGCUUGGUCGGCUUGUUCGCCUUGGUGUAUUUUUAUCUUUAGCUGCUAAUUUCCCAAUUGAGUAGUUGGUAUUGUAUACGUC